Messenger RNA from Dujonia railenensis, 3384 nucleotides. The record is from the annotation of a GenBank genome assembly. NCBI's taxonomy places the organism in Eukaryota, Fungi, Ascomycota, Pichiomycetes, Serinales, Debaryomycetaceae.
AUGGUGGCAGUUGCUCUCCACAAGAAGGUCUUCCACAUACAAAUAAUACAUACCGCUCGAGACAUGGUUUGGGUAGACUCGUCGCCGACGUUACAGGCUCCAUACGUUGAGCAGGAGCACCCCUUGUCUAUCAUUUCUAUACCGCAUUCACCGUUGUACGUGAUUUUAACCAAGUCAAGUAUAUCAGUGUACCACCAGUACACUCUUUUACCGCUUAAAUCCCACACAAGAACCAAGGAAUCUCUAGAUUUACAUGGCUCCAAUUUGUCAUGCAAGGCCCAGUACUACUCGGUCAAUUCUGCAAAGCUUCAGGAAGCUAACCACAUAAAUAUCUUCGUCAAGACUUCCAGCACUCACUUGAUCAUUUAUCUGAUUGAGGUCAACUACAACAGAUCGUUCUUUCAGAUUUUGGACUCCAAAUCCGAUGAAAUACUCCAAUUGGGAUUACCAUUGAUCAAUACAAUUUCCCUGUUCUCCUUAUCAAAUUUGCUAAAAAGUGCAACCAGAAGUAUCAUAACUGGAGGAGACCACAUGCAGGGCUUGGAGAACAUAGAGCAUAUCAAUAACCACGAGGCAGAGGACGAGGCUAACAAUUUCCAAGUGCCGUACUUAAAGCUAUCUAUUCAUAAGAUUUUGAAGGUUUCGAUUGGGAUAGAUACAUUCUGGUUGAAGAACAAUUCCCAUAACUUGUUUAUUUUUAAAAAUGGCGAGUUGCAGAUAAUUAACGUCAAGCUGUUCAACAACGACGUAUACCGGUUUGACGAGUUCGAAUGGUACAAAAGUGAGACAGAUUCACCAGUAACUUAUGUACAAUACAACGAAUGGUUCAAUUAUUUCUUGUUUACCAACGAAGUGGGUGACAUUUGGUACAUGUCCUUUAAUAACGAAAACAAGCUCCAGGGUUACAAAUUAGGGGACAAAGUUAUCCAGCAGAGAAGGAUCUCGAUUCAGUUCAACCCGCAGAUUAAUAUCUUCAUCCUUCAGAGAAUUGAUGCUGACUCUACUGACUCUGUUCUCAGCUUGUUUCGUGUAGAGUCAUUUGAUCGUGCCAGACUUACUCUUAUAAAAUCUGUGGCAAUCCCAUAUACAAACAAACAGACGCAUUUAACUUCAAAAACACUUGACACUCAUAGUGGAUCACCUGGUAUGAUUGUUCACUCCAUUAAUUGGUCGCCUUGUGGAGAGUUUUUCACUGUAGUAAUUGACCACCAUUGGCUCAUAUUUUCUAAAUUUGGAAAUUGCACUUUCAACUCAGGCGAGAUCUCAAAGGAGUUGACUUUUGAAGGUGGCCACGAUGGCAACAGUACAGGUCCUACUUCCAUCAAUUCAGAUUUUAGGUUUUUGCAUCCAUCGGAGGUUUUGAUCACUCCUAACUCCAAAAAUAUAAUCUUAAUUGAUUCCAGCAAUACGACAGUGUAUCUGAUAGACUUACUCACCUUGACGAAUAAUUCUGACCGCAAUGAUGAUAACUCAGGUAUUGACUUGAUAUUUGCAAGCAACGAUUACCUCAGUUUAUAUAACAACGAAAAGGGGAUAUCUACCUUGUACAAAUACCCCAUUUUACCCCAUUUCAAAAAUAUAAUACGAAAAAUGAGCCAUCAAUGCGCAAUUGGAAGAGGUAGGGGAGUAGUUAAUUCUGGAUUAAUUGGUAAAAAUUGCUUACCAGCAAAGCUUACUAUUGCAUCUAAUAGUAGUAAUCAAAUCUCAAUUUCAUAUGGAGAUAAAAUCUCCUUAUCCACCCCAUACUCAACAAACCCUAUUCCUGGAGAUGUGAACCAUAUCCUUUGGUUUAAUUUCAAAAACUACUUUAUGGAAACUAUGAACAUUAUUGACCAUUUUUGGUACCAGAAUUAUUUGAUAUUGAUCAAUAGAAGCUAUAAUAAUAGUGAAGAUGAAAAGACAGAAAAUGGAACAGAAAAUGUAAAUAAACUAACAGAUGAAAUUAUUAUUUUGAAUUGUUCUUCGACAAGGUAUGGAAAUGGUGGUAUUAAUGUGAAAUUUGAUAGUGAUUUAAUCAUUUGGAGAUACAAUUUAAAGCAAUCAAUUAUCUGCCAUCAAUUCCAAAGUAACGAAAGUAAUUUCUACAAUUCUGGAGCAGAAUCGAAUACUGAAGAGUCAGAUUUAAAUGGCCAUGAUUUAUCAGAAAUUAAUGGCAACCGUAAUGGCAGCAAAGAGGAAACAUCUGGUCAAAAUUUAUCGGAUAAUUUAAUAGUUGUAACGAACGAGUAUAAAAUCAUAAUAUUCAAAUUUACAUUUUCUAAGCAAAAGGUCAAAAGAUCACCUCAGCUUUUUAUUGGGAUCAACAAGACAAUAUAUUUGAAGACAAUUGCACAAAAAUUAUUGAUAAACAACAUUUCCCAAAUUAACUUGAUAGAUAACAAACACUUCUUAAUAUUACUUAACACGGGAGAAUUCUAUAUCCUCAAAAAUCAAGUUGAAGAUCCCAAGGUUUACGACUUAAUAUUGCUUAAUAAUUGUGUUGAUUUUUUCAAAUUCAAAAGCAUAUUUCAUCAACAAUAUAUGUAUUUAUUUACUGGUUCGUCAAUCUUGGUUUAUACGCUAAGAGAUAUUAUCAAUAGCUCACUGAAUACUUUGGUGUAUCCAAUUGUCAUCAAAUUGGAUGAGUAUUUCCAGCCGUUGACGAUUCAAUUAUCAACAGGCAAAUCUAUCAAUUUACUUGGUUUGGAAAAUUUUGCCAGCUAUAAGAAUAAAUAUUUGAUGCUCAAAACUAGAAUUAACCAUAAGCUCAUCUUGAACAACUUUGUUGAAUCUGAUAUUAUCAAGAACAAAGGAAAUAAAAAUGUUCUUGCAGUGUUUUCUAAGUAUGAAAGAUUUUCAAACUUCCAUUAUUGUUUGGAGUUACUUUUAUUCAAAUAUUUGACUAACUUGGACAAUGAGUUGGUCCUGUCAUCAAUGUCGCCAUCACCAGCACCAUCCGCAGAGAAUGAGGUCUAUUCUUCUGGAGGAAGUGUUCUAAAGUUACUCAUACACGUUAUCGACUCACAAAGUGGAUCAUCAUCAGAGUCAAUUUAUAUCAACUGUUUGAGGAAAAUAGAGGUGGGCUUCUGGCACAAAUUCUUUGAUACUUUGCAAACCACUCCAUUGAAGUUUAUGAACAAAUUGAUCUCAAUUGGGGAAGUUGAAUUAUGUUACAACUAUUUAAUCAUUUACCUUAAUUUCAAGAAGGAGUACGAAGUACCAGUGGCAGGAAAUGGAAAAGUUCAGCUUCUUGAUUCACAGGACAAGCAAAUCAUACUAUCGAUUAUCAAAAUGUUGGAUACGGCCAAGAAAUGGGAUUGGUGCUUUGAGCUUUGUAGAUUUAUUAAAUUGCUUGAUCCGUCGAGUGAAUUACUUAGACUUAUUAAAAAGGAAGUUGACGUAUAG